Messenger RNA from Mus musculus (house mouse), 1832 nucleotides. RefSeq names its product ets variant 3-like (gene Etv3l). The record is from RefSeq and is marked inferred. Bases 225 to 1289 code for a protein of 354 amino acids. Gene Ontology annotation, cellular component: nucleus. NCBI's taxonomy places the organism in Eukaryota, Metazoa, Chordata, Mammalia, Rodentia, Muridae. Gene Ontology annotation, molecular function: sequence-specific DNA binding; DNA-binding transcription factor activity; DNA binding. The transcript has 6 exons. Gene Ontology annotation, biological process: regulation of transcription by RNA polymerase II; DNA-templated transcription; regulation of DNA-templated transcription.
AGGCAUCGAGCCGUGCCACUGGCUCUCAAAGGGUUAAUGGUGCUGUCUGCAAACGACCUUGGCUCCCCUGGGAGCUUGGAGAUCCCCGCUCUCAUUUUAAGUAACCCUAACGCGAUGAGCAAGGGCAAGGAGCGAGUCAGAAGGAACCAGACUGCGCGCAGAAUUGAUGAUCCAAAGCGCAGGCCUUCAGUUCAAACUCAACCCUCUCUCGCCUACCACUCACCAUGUACUGCAACUGCUUCUCAGAAGGCAUCCUGGCUGCCCCUGUCAACCACUGGGUCUCAGGUCUGGCCUUCCCCGAUUGGGCCUACAAAGCUGAGUCGUCUCCGGGCUCCCGGCAGAUCCAGCUGUGGCACUUCAUCCUGGAACUGCUGCAGAAGGAAGAGUUCCGCCAUGUCAUCGCCUGGCAGCAGGGAGAGUACGGGGAGUUUGUCAUCAAGGAUCCAGAUGAAGUGGCUCGCCUCUGGGGCCGCAGGAAGUGCAAACCACAGAUGAACUAUGACAAGCUGAGCCGGGCCCUCAGGUAUUACUACAACAAGAGGAUCCUGCACAAGACCAAAGGCAAGAAGUUUACCUACAAGUUCAACUUCAGCAAGCUCAUGGUAGCCAACUGCCCUCCGUGGAAAGUGUGGGCACCCCCCAGCCCUCGCCUGCUGCUGAGGUCCCCUGCCCUGUGUCAGCCCUUGGUGCCUAUGGCUAAGCAGAGUGAGCCCCUGUAUAGCAUGCUGUGCACACGGGCCACAGAAACUCAGCCAGCUGGAGAGAGGACCCCACAGAGACCACCAAAGGCCUCUGGGGACAAGGAGAGCAGCAGCUUCAACUGUUUUGGCUCUGUCCUGGGCCCAGGCUGGCAGAGGCCUUGCUGCUGUCUCCGGAACCUCCAAGGUGGCCUGCCCAGCCCUGCUCCCCUUGCUUCUGUGCCCUGCCUCUGCUGUAACUGGACCCACCUCUUGGGGCCCAUCUUGCCUCCUCUUCCCUCAGAGCAGUCACUUUCGGGGUCCUCAAAGCCUGGUCCUCGGCUCUCAGGCCCCAUGUGUAUGCCAGGUACCUGGCAUUUUCCAGGGCUCCACCUUCUGGCCAGGCUGAGACAGAACACUGGCCAGGGGCUUUGGUGCCAGUUUCUCAGGCCCGAGGAAUUGGUGGUAAAUCCUGGCCCAGGGCCAAGCAGGCAUCUGGAUUCCAAUGAGGGACUCUCCUCAGGGACUCAGGGACUCAAACUUGGGAAAGGAAUCUCCAUGUCCCCCAAUCCAGAGAACAUGAGAGUCAUGUGGCCUUCUGAUCCUCCUUAAUUGGAGAGAAAGAAGUGAAGGGGUGGCUCUUCCCCCUGUCUCCUGUUCCCCCACUGGAGGCUCUGAAGGGUGAAGUUGAACCAAGGGCAAAUGUGGGCAUGGGGAAAUGGAGAUGGCACCCCUCCCCUAUACCAAAUUGCUAUCUGACUAAGGAGACAUUAUUAAUUAACUUUUUUUGGAGAGAAAUGAGAUUAGGAGUUUCUAUCAUUAAAACUGCCCCCUGCCUACUCACAGGAGGGGAUGAAGGGGCUGGGCUGGGGCAGACCAGCGUUUGUUUGGCUUAAGUCUUAGGAUCUCUUUCUUCCUCUGGGUUCACUUCCCCAUCCUGGCUAAGGUUUCCCAGGACCUCUCACAGCCCUUCCCAUACUUCUCUGCCCUCCCCUUGACUGCACAGCCACUAGGAACCUCUGUUCCAGGGAGGGUCUUGCUUCUAUGAAGGAAGGUUCUGUGCUUCUAUCUCCAUGACCCCAAGAUGCAGGCAGGGGCACAGAGAGGGAGGGGUGGUUCUCUCAUCUCUGUAACACUCCACUGCCAACUGUGAAU